This is a messenger RNA of Mycena indigotica, 711 nucleotides long. Its product is annotated as NGG1 interacting factor 3. Gene Ontology annotation, cellular component: mitochondrion; cytoplasm. Bases 1 to 711 code for a protein of 236 amino acids. The record is from RefSeq and is a predicted model, not a curated record. The transcript is spliced from 5 exons. NCBI's taxonomy places the organism in Eukaryota, Fungi, Basidiomycota, Agaricomycetes, Agaricales, Mycenaceae.
AUGACCGUCAAUCAACCACUUUCUCUUCCGGACGACCACCACGAACAACGACGAGAAACGAUGGCAGUCCACGCAUUUACACUGACGUCUAUCACUUGUACGUUGCAGAACGCGUGGCCAAGCACAAACUGUCGAGAAUCCUGCGCGCCACUUUUGUAUCUUCUCUGGUCAAAAGCCUUACGCUCGCCAGCCAGCCUCCUCUUCCUCCGCGCUGCCGACGGCGUGUCCGCAUACUCCCAGCACUCAGCGCUCGAUGGAACCUGGGGCGGCAUCAACGACUGGCUCGCCGAGUUAAUCGCGGGCCGCGCGUCCGAACACCGUGUAUUGCUUCCCGAGACGACAAAGGACAAGGCGGACGAUGGACGGCGGGUAGAGCUCACUCAGCCGACGGAGCUUGACGAGUCGGUAAGCCGGGUGAAGGCCGUUCUGGGCCUGUCCUCAGUCGCUUCUCCGUUUCGCAUCCUGUCGUUGUUAACUAUACAACGCAGUCCAAGUUCCUGCGCUGGCUCUGGCGCCUCCAUGUUUGCGGAAGCAAAGGAGCCGGUCGAUGUAUCCUUCACUUGGGAGAUGCAGCAUUUCUCGCUGGUAUCGGCCAAGGCACUCACGUCAUGCCCUGUGGACACACUAGCGCGGGUACCUCCCGAUCCUCAAGGACAAGCUCAAAGUAGAACUACAGGGCUUGGCUCGGUCGAUCGUCAGCGCCUCCGAUAA